This is a messenger RNA of Loa loa (African eye worm), 177 nucleotides long. Its product is annotated as t-box transcription factor tbx2. Gene Ontology annotation, molecular function: RNA polymerase II cis-regulatory region sequence-specific DNA binding; DNA-binding transcription factor activity, RNA polymerase II-specific. The record is from RefSeq and is a predicted model, not a curated record. Gene Ontology annotation, biological process: positive regulation of DNA-templated transcription; regulation of transcription by RNA polymerase II; cell fate specification. Gene Ontology annotation, cellular component: nucleus. The coding region runs from base 1 to 177 and encodes 58 amino acids. The transcript has 2 exons. NCBI's taxonomy places the organism in Eukaryota, Metazoa, Nematoda, Chromadorea, Rhabditida, Onchocercidae.
AUGCAUAAAUAUCAACCACGGUUACAUGUUGUCCGGUGUGCAGAACUUAUUAAUUUACCAUAUUCAACAUUUCGUACAUUUGUUUUCAAGGAGACUGAAUUCAUCGCUGUUACUGCAUAUCAAAAUGAAAAGGUUAAUAUGCUUGACAAGGCAAGCAAGCUAAUGAACUUGAAAUAA